UGAGUACUCUGUGCCUAUGACUCUUCAUAUUCAAUUGGUUGGUUGAAACAAAACCUUGGUCUGGAUUUGUCUUUUCUGGACCUGAACUUUUCACCUCUGGGGGGGCCUGGCUUGGGGCCCCUUGUUCUGUAAUUCCCUCUCUCAGGAGCAGAGCGGUGGGGGUUGCAUAUAGUACUGGUGCUGGAAUUCUGUGUUAGACCUUUGUGCCAGCUUCUUAAUGAAAGUGGUGGGUAUUGUAAAGCUUCUCGGACGGGUUUUGCACAUUCGGUAAGCUGCAGUGUCCGCUUCCAUCGUUGAUCUGGACCCCAGCUCCUUCCUGUGACCUGCCUGCCUUCCUGGAUCGGUACAGAUCGCUCACCUACCCUUCGCUAGCAGAUUAUAGAUUUUGGGUCCAGCUACCUUCAACCACUGAGCAGCAUGUGUAGGUGGCAUCCCUCAGUGCCAGCUCAGGCAAAAUUUAGUGUCCCCCUGAACUCAGCCCUGAGAUGGGGGUGGAUGAGUGACCUUUGACCUGUGAUGUCAUCCCCUCUCCCGACCUCAAGCUACUGGACAUGAAGGUGUUUGUGGACACGGACUCGGACAUCCGGCUGGUCCGUCGCCUGAAGAGGAACAUCACGGAGCGAGGGCGCGACAUCGCUGGAGUCAUAAAGCAGUACAACAAGUUUGUGAAGCCAGCCUUCGAGCAGUACAUCGAGCCCACGGUGCAGGUGGCUGACAUUGUGGUCCCCAGGGGAGGGGAGAACUUUGUGGCCCUGGACCUGAUCGUGCAGCACGUGCACAGCCAGCUGGAGAAGGUACGUAGGGGGCGGAGUCUCGCUCCCAGUGUGGGUAAGGCAGGGUGCUUGUGUGUCUCAGCUUGGUUUCCUGGUCCUUGUGCUGGAGCCCCCCCCCAUCUUGAGUAAUUGGCUUUACUUGUGCUAAUAACUGAACGCUUGCCUGAAAAUGUACAUCGACUCGCUUAGCCAUUCAUCAUGUUUUGCGAGUUGAAAUAUCAGUGUGAUCUGAGCUGCUUUGGCGGAGCUCGUUUACAGACGGGUUCGCUGGAACUAAUUAGUUUUUCUGUUAAUGAGGUUGUUUUUUUUGGCUUGGAUUCCUGACAGUAUAAUCAGCUGAAUUUUGUACGAAUUUUGGUGCUACAGUUAAAAAUGAGGUUCUUGAGCAUUUGUUUUUUUUUUUUUUCUUUCUCAACGCAUCUGCAAAACUGAAAUGCAAGAAAUUGAGUUUAACCACUGGGUAGCAUAUUGAAUCAAAACCUGCAUGUUCAGCCUCUAAGACCAGGGCUGUGGGACUGUAUUUUCACAGAUGCUUUUAUCGUAAGCGACCUUGAUAUCCGCAGAAAAUUGUUCCAUUGCGUUUCUGCCGCCUUCAUAUCCAUAAACCUCUUGGGUCGCUUUGGAUAAAUGCAUCAGUCAAUUUAGAUGAGGGGGCAGAAAUGUUUGUCUUGGCACUGUUGGUGGUGUGAAUGAAGCACUGAAUCAUAGUAUCAGAAGUACCUGUUGGUAGUAAUGAAGCACUGCAUCAUAGUACCCCUUGACAGUAAUGAAGCACUGCAUCAUAGUACCCCUUGACAGUAAUGAAGCACUGCAUCAUAGUACCCCUUGACAGUAAUGAAGCACAGCAUCAUAGUACCCCUUGACAGUAAUGAAGCACUGCAUCAUAGUACCCGAUCUACCCGUUGGUAGUAAUGAAGCACUGCAUGGUAGUCCCCUUUGACAGUAAUGAAGCAUGCCCAGUCGCUGCAGAGGGCUAGGCUGCUGUGGUUGUUCACCCCCAGCUUCAUUGAUGCCAUGAAAUGUGAGAUCGACUGGUGGCUCUCAGCCCAUGUCGAUACACCUUCCUGGCACCAGGCUCAUGUUCUGGAAGUGUGUUUUAGCUGAGAGAGAAAUAACAUCUCAAAAUCCUUUUUCUGUUCCCCCAAAAUUCAUGUUUAUUUCAUUGCGGCUUAUGUCACUGUUUAGUUAUCGAAUCACGUAGCAAAACUGAUGCAUGAAAUUGGCUGCAGUUUUCAAGCUGAAUAUCUGCCAAAUGGUGCGUAUACACAUGCGAUUAUAGAGAAGCUGUUGCCGUGUAACCUUAUGAAAACAUGACCUUUCCGCUGUGAUCCAUGGCAAAAAGCUAAAGGUGCUGCCACACCCUAACAUUACCCGCCCUCCAGGGGGCGCUGGUCUGGCUUGCCAUUUGGAACAGCACAUUCCAGCAGUCACGUGAUUUUUUUUUUAUUUUUUUUUUCUCUCUCUCAUUUCUCUCCCCCCUGUCUAUCUGUAACGGCACGUUUGCUAAACC
Paramormyrops kingsleyae is the source of this 2283-nucleotide messenger RNA. The record is from RefSeq and is a predicted model, not a curated record. NCBI's taxonomy places the organism in Eukaryota, Metazoa, Chordata, Actinopteri, Osteoglossiformes, Mormyridae.